AUGCCAUACUGGAAUCGGAUCAUUAUUCUUUUUGUGCUCGCCAUCCGGACGAAUGCGACGAAUUGUAGCCGGACCCUCGACUCUGAUACAUGCCCAAUCGAGAAAUUGGCGCUACCUUCAAAAGUGGUGGUCGAGGUUGGAGAAGACCUUAUUUUGGAGGCCCACCCGCCGAGGGAUGCCUCAUUUGACUUCGAUUUCAAUCCAUUUUUCCGCUACGUGCACAGCCCUGGGCCACCGUAUACUGAGACACAUAAUGGGUCUACGAUACGGCUAUUUGCCGGUGAGCCAUCGCUUUCUCAUAUGGGGAUCAUCGCCUUCUACUGCUGGACCUGUCAACAACCUCUUGUGCGAUUCGUUACGGUAUUCGUCAAAUCGAACUUGUCGGUAUUUAUCCAGGAUGAGAUGAACCAACAUUCCAUAUACAUACACGGUUGGCCUUUGGAUAACUUGACGGUUGCGUUAAUUGAUGUUGAUGUGGAAUGGGAUGAUGAAAAGCAUAUUCUUGGCAACGAUACGAUACGGUUUCGCAACGGGUCACUUUUAAUGAAGCAUAUCCAUUCAACUUUUUACCUCCGCCAUUAUGAUAUGUAUACACGCCAAUGUAGCCAUUGUGAGCACGACCUCCCAAGGGGCAAUUUCUCCCUCCGCUUCUGCACGUCCACCCAAUGCGACCAAGUCACAACCCGCGUCGCCCAUGUCGCCGAUAUCCGGCCAAAAGUAAAAGGCGGCGUACUAUCCGGCUCUUUCCCAGCCUGGCCCUUCCUUCUCCUCAUACCAUUUGUAAUAGUCAUCGGGUGUUGUUGCUGUAUCAGGAGCAAUUACUGGACCAAACCAUAUUUCUUUCCCGUAUUCCAAACCGGCGCGAAAGCUGUUGAUCAGCGGAAUGAUAAAUUCAGACUUCGGAGUAAAUUUGCUGGGGUUUCAAAAAUGUGGAGGCGCACGUCAAGGGCCACGGAAGCCACAGAAGAAACUAAUUUGCGGAUGGAGGAGCGAGGCAGUUUAUGUGUCAGCGACUAUACCGGCCACCUAAUCCCAGUCAUCAGCCUCGGCAAUAUCCAAAUCAAAGAGAAAAUUGGACAGGGCGCAUUUGGUGAGGUAUAUCGUGCCCUCUGGACAGCAUCUAAUGACCGGGAAGUCGCCGUGAAGACCAUUAAUUUGGCGGACAGCGAAACAGAAAAGGAGGCACAGGUCCUCUCCAAGCUGGAUCAUCCGAACAUUGUACGGUUAUUUGGGAUGACAAGGGAUGGCGGGAAAAUGCUGCUUAUUUUUGAGAUGAUGAAUCUGGGAGAUUUAAAAAGCUAUUUGAAAGCCAGAAAGCCGUUGUGUUCCAAUUAUGCGCAAUUUCCACCACCACUCGAAUCCAGCGAAUUGUUAUUUAUUACAAGACAGAUCGUCCGCGGCCUCUGCUACCUAAAUUCUCAACAAAUCGUCCAUCGAGAUCUCGCUGCUCGUAACUGUCUCGUCUCCGGCGCAGACGACACCAAAAUCUGCGAUCCCACCAAGCGAGCCCCAUUUUGCGUCAAGAUUUCCGACUUUGGGAUGUCAAGGCGGUUGUAUUCGCAGAGUGAAUAUUAUAAGAUGCAGACAGCUGGUGCGAUGCUACCUGUCAGAUGGCUCCCACCUGAAAGUUUGAAUAGCUGCAGAUUUAGUCAUCAUUCCGAUAUAUGGGCACUUGGCGUCACAAUGUGGGAGAUCUUCACAUAUGGGGAAACCCCAUUCGCGGAUUUGGAGAACAACGAAGUGGUUGCCAUCGGCUUGAGCGGGGUUAAGCCAGCAAGGCCCCCUCGAUGUCCUGUCGAGAUCUACCAACUUAUGGAAAAGUGCUGGGUGUUGAAUCCGGAGCAGCGAAUUUCAGCUGAAGAUGCAAUGCUUGAGCCGUGUUUACAAGCAUCACCAUCAAGGCCUCGACCACCACUCCGUCAUAUCGACCCACUAUCUUUCGAAGUGGAUGUACCGGAUGAUAUCGCGCCAUUAAUUAACGGGUCAAAUUGU
This is a messenger RNA of Mesorhabditis spiculigera, 1992 nucleotides long. NCBI's taxonomy places the organism in Eukaryota, Metazoa, Nematoda, Chromadorea, Rhabditida, Rhabditidae. The record is from the annotation of a GenBank genome assembly.